Messenger RNA from Hyaloscypha bicolor E, 648 nucleotides. RefSeq lists its product as uncharacterized. The record is from RefSeq and is a predicted model, not a curated record. The coding region runs from base 47 to 325 and encodes 92 amino acids. Lineage: Eukaryota; Fungi; Ascomycota; Leotiomycetes; Helotiales; Hyaloscyphaceae. The transcript has a single exon.
AGCCGUUGCCAGUGGGGUGGGGUCUUCGUUCUCUUACCCAGCAUCCAUGAAGAGGCAGAGCAAGAAGACGGUAAAUUGCCGUGGGUGCGGGUGUGGAGAGUACAACUGUGAUUCAUGCUGGUGUCAGUGCAACGAUGACAACUGCGAUAGUCCUCAUCCUGAAAACCAAUCUGAGGGUGAAGAGGAUGACGAAGAGGAUGACGAGGAAGGAGAAGAGAGCGGAGAUGAGGCUGGAGAUGACGAAUCAACCGCGGCAAUUCGUAUCUUGGGUGUUGAUUGCCAUGGCUGUGGAUGCGGCAACCCAAGAUGCGGUUCAUGCUAUUGAACCUUCUUCGCCCUCGAAAGUCUCGUCGAGAACUUCGAUUGAUCUAGCAGCAAAGGAUAAAUCCAAAUUACCCGGCCGACAGGCAACGAACUUUUCCUCUCAUGCCAUGAAUGCUGUACCUUUCAUGGGGUUCUCUUGUUCCUGAAUGGCAGUUCUAAAGAAGGGGCAGAGGGUCAGAUUUGGAAGCUUAUGAAAGGUGGCCGGUGAUGCGUCGUGUGGAUUCGGGUAAUUAAUAUAUUUUCGAUGUGGAUGAACUUUUUAUACGCGAGGCGAGGAUAUAAAUAGAUGCGUGCGGCUGGGGAAAGGGGGGGCUUUGGAUUUGG